ACUACAGCCACUGGAGAGGCUGAGAAUGAAACCAAACCCUGAGCAACAGUAACACCAACAUCUCUGGGUUGUCAAAUAUCUUCAAAAAGCAUCCAGAAGAGCAUAUCAAGAAGGAAAUAUAAGGUGAGAAUGAUGCAGAGAACGGCACUGCUGGCAGUCUGCUGUCUGGUGCUGCUGGUAAAAUCAUCUCCACUUUAUCCUACACUCAGGUUCGGUCAGAGAGCGGCUGCAAUAUUAAUGACCUCCUCCAUCGAGGAUCCGUUGCAGCUGUCAGCAGACAGACCCUCCUCACAAACACCAGAUGUAGAGUUUAGGUAUGGAAGACAUGCUGAUGCCAUUUUUACCAACAGCUACCGAAAAGUCCUCGGUCAAGUAUCUGCCAGAAAAUUCCUUCAGACAGUGAUGGGCAAAAGACUUGGAACAGAAACUAAGAACUAUGUAAAACGCCAGUCCGGUAUCUACGGAGACACCUACAAGCAAGAUGUGGAUAUGAAUCUCAUUGAGAAGGAACAAAGUUACAGGGAGCCACAAAGAGUUAAAAAAACACUUUUUCUGUGCCCUAUGUGUGCUUGUGGAAUGACACCAGACAUCGAAUGCUCGGCAAGUCUACCACAGGAGUAAAGAGAACCUCACAAAGAAAACUCUAUAAAUAAUAGUCUAUACACUGUUUAAUUCUGCAAGGUUUUGUUUGGUCA
Molecule: messenger RNA, 695 nt
Organism: Paramisgurnus dabryanus
Lineage: Eukaryota; Metazoa; Chordata; Actinopteri; Cypriniformes; Cobitidae
Gene: ghrh
Product: growth hormone releasing hormone
Biological process (GO): regulation of protein localization; growth hormone secretion; adenylate cyclase-activating G protein-coupled receptor signaling pathway
Cellular component (GO): perikaryon; extracellular region; terminal bouton
Molecular function (GO): growth hormone-releasing hormone activity; neuropeptide hormone activity; peptide hormone receptor binding
Source: RefSeq, a predicted model, not a curated record